UCACGAUUCUUAAUCUUGUAACAUGUUUUUAAACUACAAAUUGCAAAACUAAUUACCUUUAUUCGUUUCCUGGCUGAAAGCGCGUGCUUUUCUCAUAUCCACAAUGUCUAUGGGGCCACCAUCAAAUGUGCGGCCCAGUCAGCCAUUCCGCAUGCCUUCCCUGCCAGUACGACCCUUGAAUCCUCCACAGAGACCACUUUUUCCAGGAGGUGUCAGUCGCGAUAACACAGGACGCGUCCAAAUUGCUGCGCCUCGCGUGGAGGACUUCGAUGACGAUGAGGAUGAUCGCCGACCCAAGCGGCCAGCCGCACCGUCCAGUGGAGCGGGGUUAUUCGCUCGACUGCCGAAAGUGGGAGCUGUUGCACCUCCUCCUGAAGAAGCGUACCCUGUGGCCAAACGGAAGAAACCACUGGAGAAACCCAGUGCACCAAGUGGCAGCAGAGUGUGUUCGGUGGAUAGCAUGUUGGAGGAAGCUGAGAUAAAACGGAUGCAGGCUAUUCAGAGUUUUCUGAAGAAACCCAAAUCCGCUGCCAACGAUGCCAGACAGCAGGCAGUUGUUCAGCGUGAGCCAGCCGAAAGCGCUGACUAUCUUGGAUUGAAUUCUGGAAAUUUGGAGGAUUACGGCGCCGCCGCGGCGGAUGAUGAUCUCCAGUGGGAAGUGGAUGCCUCAGCCUAUGCCGACGACGAUUCAUAUACUUCUCCACAGGAUUAUCCAUACGAGCCACCCCAGCCGGAGCACAACUUGACCCCAUCCGGGAUGCACCCGCCGACGGGAACCGUAUGGACGGCGAAUUACAAAUAUCAGGACGUACAGAAUAUUGUCGAUCAUCCCGCUCCCCGAGCGGCAGCUGCUGCGGCCUCUUCUUACCAGACCGACGAGCAGGUGCACCAGUUGGUGGCACGUUAUGAAGGACCGGAAUUUCAAGAGUAUUUGAAGGCGGGAAAUUCCCUUAACAUUGUCGAUUUUCGGGCGGAUGAAUUGUUGGGGAAUGCGCGAGCGAAUGUCAUGCGUGGUCUGACAGAUAAAGCGCUGAAUCCGCCACCGUCCGGACCUGUCCCGGUCAAAGGGAAGGUGAAUUCAACGGCAAAGAGAAAGGGACAAAUUACCUAUCUGGCGGCACAGGCCCAGGCCAGGGAGACGGAGCUGCAGAACGAAUGGGCCAAGAAUCGGCAGACUCGCCAACAGGCAUCGAGGAAGUACGGCUUUUAAGUGCCUGGUAUUUGACCGUCUUAAGAUUUAUCGGUCGCCUGAAUUCUUUUUCGAUAAUCAUUCAGAUGUUUGACAGUCUAGUAACUGAGUAUCUUCUGUGUAUCAUUAAAAAAAAUGGAAAAUUGCAUGUCAAUCUUGUCUGUGUUUU
Molecule: messenger RNA, 1358 nt
Organism: Paramacrobiotus metropolitanus
Lineage: Eukaryota; Metazoa; Tardigrada; Eutardigrada; Parachela; Macrobiotidae
Product: proline-rich protein PRCC-like
Exons: 3
Coding region: 104-1210 (368 amino acids)
Cellular component (GO): nucleus
Source: RefSeq, a predicted model, not a curated record